AUGGCGUCGUUGAUCAAGUUCGGAUUGCCGCCCAAGCUGGUGCUCAAGUUGCCCCCCAUGGACACCCCCGUCCCCGAGGCCCCGUUCACGUCGUCGUUGUUGCAGGACGUGUUCUACUGGUCGAUGAAGGCGCUGACUCCCAUCACCAUCGCCAUCAUCUACUUCACCUCGGUUCACUUGAUGAACUCGGUGGUGCGUCGCCGCCAGUUGGCAAAGUACAACGCCGAACACAAGACUAACUUGAAGUCGGCCGAGGGUAUCAAGAGAUUGCCCGCUGCUCCUUACGCCAUCGCCAACACUAAGGCGUUUAAAGUGUUUGUGUUUUUGCACAACCUUUUCCUCUGCGUGUACUCGGUGUGGACGUUCAUCGCCAUGACCGGCUACAUCGGCAAGAACAUGCAGCUUUUCAAGCAGGACAUCUUCCCCGAGUUCUUGACGAGAUUGUCGUUGUUUGAUGCCGCCGAGCCUACCGGCUUCAAGAAGGUGGACUCGUUCUGGCACACCAUCUGCGACGCCAAGAACGGCGUGUUUUCCAACGUGUUGAAAAACGACAACCGCAACAACUUGUUGUUCCUCGGGUGGUGGUUCUACUUGUCGAAGUUCUACGAAGUCAUCGACACCGCCAUCAUUUUGCUUAAGGGUCGCCCAUCGUCGUUGUUGCAGCUGUACCACCACUCGGGGGCGAUGAUGUGCAUGUGGCUGGGGGUGCGGUUCAUGGCCCCCGCCAUCUGGAUCUUUGUGGUGUUCAACUCGUUCAUCCAUUCCCUCAUGUACUUCUACUUCACCUUGUCGUGUCUCAAGAUUAGAGUGCCGAUGUUCUUCAAGCGCAUUUUGACCUCGUUGCAAAUCACUCAGUUUGUUGUCGGUGGCUCGUUGGCCGUGAUUAAUGCCGGUGUCCGUAUCGCCGACACCACCGCCAAGAACGUCGACUUUGUCAACUGUUUCCAGACCCCUGACCAGGCGUUGUCCUUAUUUAUUAACGUGGGCUACUUGGCUCCGUUGACGGCGUUGUUCGGCGCUUUCUACGUGGAAUCCUACUUGAAGAAGCAGAAGAAAGCCUAG
Molecule: messenger RNA, 1062 nt
Organism: Diutina rugosa
Lineage: Eukaryota; Fungi; Ascomycota; Pichiomycetes; Serinales; Debaryomycetaceae
Exons: 1
Coding region: 1-1062 (353 amino acids)
Biological process (GO): very long-chain fatty acid biosynthetic process; fatty acid elongation, monounsaturated fatty acid; fatty acid elongation, saturated fatty acid
Cellular component (GO): endoplasmic reticulum membrane
Molecular function (GO): fatty acid elongase activity
Source: RefSeq, a predicted model, not a curated record